This is a messenger RNA of Gekko japonicus, 2079 nucleotides long. RefSeq names its product Shwachman-Bodian-Diamond syndrome (gene SBDS). The transcript has 5 exons. Gene Ontology annotation, biological process: ribosome biogenesis; cytosolic ribosome assembly. NCBI's taxonomy places the organism in Eukaryota, Metazoa, Chordata, Lepidosauria, Squamata, Gekkonidae. Bases 73 to 825 code for a protein of 250 amino acids. The record is from RefSeq and is a predicted model, not a curated record.
CAACGGUUCGGCGGCGGUAGAGACUGCGGUUCAUACGCAGGCGUACUACAGGCAUCACUUUCCGCUACCAUCAUGUCGAUUUUCACGCCUACCAACCAAAUCCGCCUCACAAAUGUGGCCGUGGUGCGGAUUCGACGGGCGGGGAAGCGUUUUGAGAUCGCCUGUUACCGGAAUAAGGUCAUGGGCUGGCGGACCGGCGCUGAAAAGGACCUGGGUGAAGUCCUGCAGACCCAAACUGUGUUUGUGAAUGUCUCCAAAGGCCAGGUGGCAAAGAAGGAGGACCUUGUCAAAGCAUUUGGUACAGAUGAUCAGACAGAAAUAUGCAAGACUAUCUUAUCGAAAGGGGAGUUGCAGGUAUCCGAUAAAGAGCGGCACACACAACUGGAGCAGAUGUUUCGUGACAUUGCAACAAUCGUUGCUGACAAGUGUGUGAACCCAGAAACAAAAAGGCCCUACACAGUCAUCCUGAUUGAAAGAGCCAUGAAGGACAUCCACUACUCAAUCAAGCCAGGAAAAAGCACUAAGCAGCAGGCCUUGGAGGUGAUCAAGCAGCUGAAGGAGACCAUGCAGAUCGAGCGGGCUCACAUGAGGCUGCGCUUUCUCCUCCCUUCGAAGGAAGGCAAGAGACUGAAAGAGAAGCUGAAGCCACUCAUCAAAGUCAUUGAGAGUGAAGAUUUUGACGAACAGCUUGAAAUUGUGUGCCUCGUGGACCCAGGCUGCUUCCGGGAGAUCGACGAACUGAUCCGGUGUGAAACCAGAGGGAAAGGGAGCCUGGAAGUGCUCAGUCUGAAGGAUGUGGAAGAAGGGGAUGAAAGACUGGAGUAGCAUCCGGCUGCUCCCAGUGAGCACUGUAUUAAAGGCUACCCCGAUCCUCCUCGUUGUGGGUUUAACUUUUUGCAGUUUUCCAAUCCCAGUUAAAGUUUGAUUUGGGCUUCUCCCCCCCCCCACCCCCACCCCAUAGCCUCUGAUUUAUCAGGGUGGGGGUGUGUGGUGCCAGUUUGAACACAGCUAUCCCUUGCUUAACGCUAAAGAGGAAAAGAACUAGACAGCUGGUUUAAUUAUGCCGGGGCUGCGGAUCUUUCUUCAAGGACUAAGCUACAGUGAGUGAAGUGUGCCCUGAGUGCCAAAUUGCCCUUCCUCUCAGCUGAGAGGGGCAGCAACUCCUUGUGGUGGGACCACCUCUAAGAGAAAAAGCUGAGGGCAGCCCUUUAAAAUAAGCAACAAGAUUUAAAUGGGAGCACAGACUUUCCGGGAGGUGACUUUGCAGAAGCCCUGCCUUGUGUUCCCGAAGAUGACAGCCCCUGUGCAAGCCACCUUCUGCGCAAGGCUGUUCCGUGAAGGGAAAUACUUUGUUCUUACGAGCGUAGCCCUUCUCAGAGAAGAGCACGGAGAAUGUCUUGCACACUACGGAACCUCUGGAUUGGGGGUUUAGGGAGAGCUGUUUGCUCAUCUUUCUGUAGAUAGCUUUGGAAAGUUCAGGAGCUUGGUCUUCAGAGACCGGCACAGGACUAGAGCUCGAUAAACAGAAUACCCUUCUUCAUUCCAGAGGAGCCAUAACAAAGCACUGAUAGGACUCAAACACUGAUGACUGAGAGUUGUCCAGAUAAUUUAUUUUUCUUGUGGCAAGCGGGAUAUUUACAGUAAUAUAAAAGUCAGUAUAUAUUAGCUACGUGGCCUUUUGAUCUAACUAAGGACUCCGUCAAUGCUCUAAUAAACUCCCAGGCUGCUUUGGGUUGUUUUCUUGGUUUUAACAAUUUAUGAUUUGAGGGACAAACCAAAUAAAUAAAGACACUGAGUGGAAGGCACUAUAACAUGAUAAUAAAGUCACUGAGUGGAAAAACUCUGGGAGUGUUGAUUCCCUCUGGAUUAAAAAAAGUUCUGUUACAUCAAGAUGCAAAAACAUUUCUUGACUGAACAUUUAACUUGCUCAUUCCCUUGAACAAGAACUUCUGACUAAGAUGCCUCUUACCUACUAUUGGAAGCUACUAUAGAGAACUAUACAGUGCUAACCAAUAAUAUAUUUUCUCCCCUAGGGGUGUUCUGGUACAGUGUGAUGAUGAAUGGGCUGGACACCUCCCC